GGAUAUACCUGAAUUUCAGAGUUGAUAUUUACACUGGAACUCCAAUCCAGUACCGUUCGGUUCAAACGCCAUCGCGUUCUCCACAUAGCUAUUGAGUCGUCAUAACCACCUGCUUGUACAAUGGCGUGAAGUUAAAAUUCACUUGGUGUUUUUUUGCUUGUGUCAUCCCAUUGUUAUUUAUAUUUUACAUCAAGAACUUACCUUAGUUAAACAACCAGUAAAAACCAGGAGAUUUUAGACAGUUGAGAUGGUGGAGAAGAUUUAUAGCUCAGGUGGAUGAUUUUGGUGGAAUUUUGUUCUUUGAGCUGGAUGACUUGGUUGUCUUUUUUGUGACUGGUAGUUUCGACAGGUUGACCAUGCAAUUGUUUGUGUUUUCUCCCAUGGGUGGUUUUGAGAUAUCGAUUAGUUUCUUCUUUGUUCCCCGUGUCGUUUUCAUGAUAUUUCGAUGGCUAUUGUCAAGAUUUUCAUAUGUUCUGACGUGAGUGUUCUUUGUAGUUUCAUCUUUUGGUCCACUAUUACGUGUUGUUAUUUGCGGAUCCUACAAUGUGCAUCCGUUAUCAUUAGGUGUACCGUUUUUCUCCCACUUUGUUCAGCUAUUCUCCAUGCGACGACCAAACCAUCCAUCUGAGAGAACAAAACUCUACCAAAAUAUUAAACAGUUGUUUUAUCGUAGUAUAAAACGUCAUAAUAGCGUAAAUAAGGCUAAAACCUUCAAGUCUUAUGGAGUGUGUUCAAUAUUUAAGCCAGUCAUUUGCCAAUCAUUAGUUCAUAUUCAAUUACUUGGAAGAUAUUCUAUGCAUAGAAACGACAUUUUUCCUGGAGAUUACAUCAUUUCAAGUUAUACAAUUGGAUAAUAUAUCAUAAUAAUAGACUAGCAUAAUGCUUGUUAUUAACAAAUAAUUACAUCUUUAACAAACAAUUAAUAAAUAUCCUUUUUGAUCAUUUUAGGCAAGUAAUCUUAUAGCGUCCGAUAAUCCAAAUGAGAAUGAUGAUCAUGAUGACCAUAAUGAUGAUAACUCCAUUGACGACGAUAAUAACGAUGAUGACGGUGAUGAUGCUGAUGCUGAUGCAUGCGGAUAAUGAUGAAUGCAUGAAUAAAACUCAAGCACAACAUAAUUUCAUUCCUACAAAUAAUCCAUCUUUUGAUGGAGAAAUUUCUACUCCAUCUACAACAUUACAUCACUUAGAAAACAUCGACAAUAUUUCAUUGAAACCAGAUAAACAAUAUUGAAGACUUUUUGAACUACUGUUAAAAUGUCAGCAGGAAAUCCUGAUCGAAUUGUCUUUUUUUUUUUUGUUACUUGAAACUAAUUUUUGGGGUUCAAUCUCAUAGAUUGGGUUGAUAAACUUGAGAAUAGAGAAUGAUGAUAUAAUCAAUUCAACAUUAUAUCCAACUUAUGUUUUUAACAAAGAAUCCCCUAGAGACAAACAAGUACAACAAAUAGAAAAUAAAAUAGAUAUAAUAAAUAAUAAUUCAAUUCAUUUAUACCAAAAAAAUCAUUUUCUUUAUACACCAUAUGAAAUGAAUCAGUUGAAUUAUAAAAACAAUCAUAUCAUUAUUAAUACUAAUGGUGAUAAUGGUAACAGUAGUAAUAGUACUACUACUACAACUAUUAAUAGUAGUAUUCAAGAUACAUCAAGUACCGCAACCAAAAACUACCCGGAUAAUAUUCUCCUUAAUAAUAAUAAUAAUAAUAAUAAUAAUAAUAAUAAUAAUAAUCCAAUCAAUUCAUCAUUGUUACAACAAAAUGAUGUAAUAUCUUCCUCAAAUGAUUUCAUUCAAUUAAUCAAUUCAAAUAAUGACAUAAUAAUGAAACAAACAAUUGAAACUGAAUUUCAACAUUAUAAAGAUAAUGAAGAAAUAUUAUUAACAAAUUAUGAAAAUAAUAAUUUUACUAGUGAAUCUAGUAAUAAUACAAUAGAAAUACAAAUUAUAUCUAGCGAUGAAGAUGACGAUCAUAAUACUAAUGAUGGUGAUGAUGAUGAUGAUGAUGUCGAUAUAAAGGUGACAGCAUCUAAUCAAGAAAUUAAUGAUUUAUCAUUGAAAUCUAAAGAUUAUGAUCAUCAUCAUCAUCAUCAGAAGCCUGAAAAAUUGAUUCUUCCAAUGACAUCACAACAAUUACAACAUUGUCUCAAUAAAGCUCUUCUUAAAGCAUCAUAUAAUGGUUUAAUUGAUCAUAUUGAAUUAUUGUUAAAUACUGGUGCAAGUAUAUAUGCAUUAGAUAAAUAUGGAAGAUCAUGUUUACAUUUAGCAGCAAAAUUUGGACAUGUAAAAGUUAUUGAAUAUCUUUUAAAGUACAUUCCAGAAAAACUAAUCGACCUACAAGAAUAUAAGAAGAAUCAAACAGCACUACAUAAAGCCGCAUCAAGUCGAAGAAGGAUCAUUUGCAAAAUUCUAAUCAUAGCUGGAGCCUGUCCAACAAUUACUGAUAUUUAUGGGAAACAACCAAGUAAUUUAGCAUUAAAAGCAAAUGACCUACAACUUGCUACUUACCUAAAAAGAGAAGAAAUAUUGUUUAUUAUUAAAAAUGGAAUUGAGAAAGUAGAUGUGUAAAAUGGACGAAUGAAGUAACUUUACAAUGCAUUCCAAACAACCAAUUAACAUUGGAACAUUUCCUAUCACUAGAAUAGAACUCUUGCACAAU
This is a messenger RNA of Schistosoma spindalis, 2645 nucleotides long. The record is from the annotation of a GenBank genome assembly. Lineage: Eukaryota; Metazoa; Platyhelminthes; Trematoda; Strigeidida; Schistosomatidae.